Messenger RNA from Sinocyclocheilus rhinocerous, 310 nucleotides. RefSeq names its product guanine nucleotide-binding protein G(t) subunit alpha-1-like. Gene Ontology annotation, cellular component: cytoplasm; heterotrimeric G-protein complex. Gene Ontology annotation, molecular function: GTP binding; G protein-coupled receptor binding; GTPase activity. The transcript is spliced from 2 exons. The annotation marks the transcript as partial. The record is from RefSeq and is a predicted model, not a curated record. Lineage: Eukaryota; Metazoa; Chordata; Actinopteri; Cypriniformes; Cyprinidae. Gene Ontology annotation, biological process: adenylate cyclase-modulating G protein-coupled receptor signaling pathway; detection of light stimulus involved in visual perception; phototransduction, visible light.
UUCCAUGUCCUUCCAACCCAAGAACCGAAUGCAUGAGAGUCUCCACUUGUUCAACAGUAUCUGUAACCACCGUUACUUCGCCGCCACCUCCAUUGUACUCUUCCUCAACAAGAAGGACGUCUUCCUGGAGAAGAUCAAGAAAGCUCAUCUGAGCAUGUGCUUCCCUGAUUAUGAUGGUCCCAACACCUUUGAGGAUGCUGGUAACUACAUCAAGAUGCAGUUCUUAGAUCUGAACUUGCGACGAGACAUCAAAGAAAUCUACUCCCACUUGACCUGUGCCACAGACACAGAGAACGUCAAGUUUGUGUUC